CCUUAAGCACUUCUGCCCCUCUGAGUGGCCGCAUCCUGCUUCACAAUUUCACAAGGCGCCAGCAGGACCGGAGCAGAGCACAUUAAUACUUUCUCAGCUCAGCCCCGAAGCUCAGCCCAGGAAGCUGCCCUGCCAAAGUUCACAUGUUUCAUAGGGUAGGCAUGAGCACUAGAGAAGAGGAAAUAUACUUUUAAACCCAAACAGGCUUGGCUUGAAGAAAACAUUGUUUUUUCAAUGCAGCUAUGAAUUAAGAAAAAUACAGAAGAAAUUUGCACGCCACUUAAGAAGGGAAGGCUUGGGAAAAAGAAAUACUGAGGAAGAACAGCUCUCAUUCCCAAUCUGCUUUCAGACCAGUGAUGAAAAUACUGAAGAGUUUUGGGCUUUCAACUCGUCGCUCCUGCAGACCUCUUACAGCAAUAUUCCUAGUUGGAAGUGCCACCAGCAGCUACGACAUUUCAUUUGGAGGUACCUGAGGACAUCCCUACGGCCUUGCCAAGGAUCACCAGCUGGCAAGAAGCAGAUGGGUAUAGCCACAAGUGCACAAAAGCAACGGCGUUUAUAUUUGGGUAGGAUGGUGGCAGCUCAGAUCUAAGGCCAGAAAAUUCAGCAUGACGGAAGCAUUCACAGAAACGACAGCUGAAUACGCUUAUGACGAAUAUGCUUUUUCCUGCAAUAAGACUGACAUCCAAGAAUUUGGGAAAAUAUUUCUGCCAAUAUUUUACAUUGCAGUGUUUGCUCUUGGCCUCACAGGAAAUCUAAUGGUGGUUUUUGCUAUUGUGAAAGAAGGCAGUAAAAAAAGCAUCACUGACAUCUAUCUCCUGAACUUGGCUAUCUCGGACCUUCUCUUCGUGAUCUCCCUCCCCUUCUGGGCUUCCAACACGGUCCGCGGAUGGACCCUUGGGACUAUUCCAUGCACAGCUGUUUCCUCUCUGUAUUACAUUGGUUUCUUUGGGGGCAUGUUCUUUAUCACUGUUAUCAGUAUUGACAGAUACUUGGCCAUUGUCCAGGCAACAUAUUCUCUGAAAUCCAGAACAGUGAAACAUGGCUUUCUUAUAACCUGCGGAGUAUGGGCAAUAGCGGUUUUAGUUUCAGUGCCACAUUUUGUGUUCUCCCAGCUGGUAGAAAAUGACUGCAUUUCUGUCUUCCCCCAGUUGCUGGAGAACAUCUGGCCAGUGUUCUGCAAUGUGGAGCUGAACACCAUCGGCUUUUUCAUCCCAGUCUGUAUCAUAUGCUAUUGCUACUGUGGGAUUGUCAAAACCCUGCUGACCUGCAAAAAUCAGAAAAAAACACGAGCCAUAAAACUGAUCUUGGUUGUGGUGGUCGUGUUUUUUCUGUUUUGGUCGCCCUACAAUGUACUUAUUUUUCUAGAGACUUUAAGGCACUAUGACUUAUUCACAAGUUGCAACCAAAUUAAAUCAUUGGACUAUGCGAUGCACCUGACCGAAACCAUUGCAUUCAGUCACUGUUGUCUCAAUCCUCUUAUCUACGCCUUUGCUGGGGAAAAAUUCAGGAAAUACCUUUAUCAUCUCUGCUUAAAGUACUGUCCAUUCCUGUGUUUCUGUGGUCCCUGCAGUCGCUACCAGGUCACCUAUUCAGCUAGCUAUGCAGAAAGCGUUGUGAACAGCAACAUAACCCUCAAUACCAGUGACCAGGAUGGCUCCGUCUUCAUCUAAAAGGCUCUGUGAAGAAGAAAUGUAUGUAAAUAUGUCUUCCGCAGGGCUAGCCACCACUCAGAUUGCCAUUACCCAUAUGAAGAGACUUAACGGCUGCACCAAAUUACUGACAUGCCUAUUGUUAAGCAUUAAAAUAUUCUAAAACAGUAAAGAUUUUAAAAACAAAAGCAGUACAAUACAUCAAGGCUGAACAUGGAAUUGAAUCAAGAGAGAGGAAGAGGGAAAGUAGAAGCAAAAGCAGCAUUCUGUGCCUACAACAGGAGAUGGUGAAGAAUUUAAGGAUAGGGAAGCUGUUAAACAGUUUCUUCAUUGAAACUUGCGCAUGUGUCAGUGUAUGCACGUGUGGUGCAAAUGUAUAUAGAUGUAACCUCAUUUUUUAAGGGAAGAGAGAUCUCUUCAAUGAAUGAUAGCUGAUUGUUAGCAAAGGGGAAUAUUUUUGAUAGUAAAGGGGUAUAUUUUUGAUGAUAUAUAUCCAUACAGAACUGAUUUUGGGGGUUAUUGAUUGCAACAAACUUUUUACCUGUGGUUUCAUACCUAAUAAAAUCCU
Aquila chrysaetos chrysaetos is the source of this 2220-nucleotide messenger RNA. RefSeq names its product C-X3-C motif chemokine receptor 1 (gene CX3CR1). Gene Ontology annotation, biological process: chemotaxis; G protein-coupled receptor signaling pathway; immune response. The coding region runs from base 609 to 1673 and encodes 354 amino acids. Gene Ontology annotation, cellular component: membrane. The record is from RefSeq and is a predicted model, not a curated record. The transcript has 5 exons. Lineage: Eukaryota; Metazoa; Chordata; Aves; Accipitriformes; Accipitridae. Gene Ontology annotation, molecular function: chemokine receptor activity.